AUAACGUUCUCGGUGAGUAGUGUGUAGAGUGAUUUAAUUCAAAGUGCGAGUUCGUUAUUAAACGUGUUAUUGGAUCUCACUUGCAUAAGCAAUACCACUGUCUAAAACCUUAGUUGGAUCAUAAUAUGAACAGCAUCGUUAUAAUAUAUAUAAGAAUUUUCAAGUGACACUAUGACGCAGUUUAAACAUUUGCUUGUUUUUGCAUUAGUACUUUUUGUAUUAUGUGAAUGUUCUAUUUCAGCCGAAGAAAAGCCGAGGAAAAAUAAAAAAUACAAGGCUAAAGCUGAUUACUAUUCAAAAAUUAAUGCUGAACAAAUUUUAGCAAAAACUGUUGAAAAUUUGGAAGGUGAUCCUUCUCAGGCACAGUUGCAAAAUGUGCGUUUAGUUGAUGAACCAAAAAUACAGGAAGAUCCCUGUACUAAAAAACACUGUGGAGCUGGACGUGUAUGUAAAAUUACAGAAAGUGAAGAAGCACAAUGUGUUUGUGUUUCUGAAUGCCCAACUGAAACAGAUAUAAGAAGAAAAGUAUGCUCUAAUCGAAAUGAAACUUGGGGUUCAGACUGUGAAAUUCACAGAAUGAGAUGUUAUUGUGAAGAGAAGUCAGACAAGUGCACAGAUCCAGAGUACAAUCACUUGCAUGUAGAAUACUAUGGCAUGUGUAAACAAAUGGCUGAAUGUUCAGAUUCUGAAAUGGAAGAUUUCCCAAGGAGAAUGAGGGAGUGGUUGUUUAAUAUUAUGCAAGAUUUAGCAGAUAGAGAAGAAUUAAGUCCUCACUUUACAAAAAUGAUAAAGGAAGCAGAAACUAAUAAUACAAAACGUUGGGCUAAUGCUGCUGUAUGGAAAUGGUGUGAUUUGGACGGUUAUCCUCAUGACAAAGCUGUAUCAAAACACGAGUUAUUUCCAAUAAGAGCUCCAUUAAUGUAUUUAGAACAUUGCAUAGCUCCUUUCUUUAACAAAUGUGAUGCUAAUGAUGACCAUAUGAUAACACUUGAAGAAUGGGGAAAUUGCUUGGGAUUACCCCAGGAUUUGCUAGAAGAUGAAUGUGAAAACUUGAGAAAUGAUUUAAAAGACUAAGUUUCUAUAAUGAUUAAACUAUGUCAUAAUUCUUAAAAAGAUAACAUUUUCUAAUAAAUGGUUUAAGAAUACA
This is a messenger RNA of Daktulosphaira vitifoliae (grape phylloxera), 1147 nucleotides long. RefSeq names its product SPARC (gene SPARC). The coding region runs from base 172 to 1074 and encodes 300 amino acids. Gene Ontology annotation, molecular function: protein binding; collagen binding; extracellular matrix binding. NCBI's taxonomy places the organism in Eukaryota, Metazoa, Arthropoda, Insecta, Hemiptera, Phylloxeridae. The record is from RefSeq and is a predicted model, not a curated record. The transcript is spliced from 9 exons. Gene Ontology annotation, biological process: anatomical structure development.